Messenger RNA from Numida meleagris (helmeted guineafowl), 1839 nucleotides. Its product is annotated as zonadhesin-like. The transcript is spliced from 10 exons. The annotation marks the transcript as partial. Lineage: Eukaryota; Metazoa; Chordata; Aves; Galliformes; Numididae. The record is from RefSeq and is a predicted model, not a curated record. Gene Ontology annotation, cellular component: membrane.
AUGGAAGGCAAAGAGCUGCACCAGUUCAUUUGGAAUACAUGGAUGAAAACAGCCAAGCACAAACGGCUGUUUAAAAUGGGGUUCAAGAUCAAACACAGACCAACUGGUGGCUUGAGAUCGUGGAAUCCUGAAACAGCUUACCUCACUAGAUGUGAUUUUAACAACAACUCAAGACCAUUUUGUGACUGGACCCAACCUUGCACUGUGAACCAGGGAGUAUGGAUACGAACCAAGCAUGAGACUCCGACUGAUGGAACAGGUCCUGAUGGAGACUAUCCUGAUGGAAAAGGCUAUUUCAUCUACCAAGAAGCAAGUAAUCUGAUCCCAUUCGACACUAACAGGCUUGAGAGCCCAAAUAUUGUGGUUUCUGAAAAAAUAUGCAUAGACUUCUGGUACUAUAUGUUCGGGUCAGAAGACAGGAAUGAACUGAGAGUGCUUAUACAAGACAGCACAGGGGAGUUUAUGGCAUGGAGUCGGAAGGGAAACCAAAGUUCCUCUUGGAUUUAUGGUGCUGUCACACAUACUUUUCCAGCACAGAGAAAGAUAAAGGUCAUUUUUGAGGCUGUCCGAGGACUGACAGAGUAUGCAGAUACGGCACUGGACAAUGUCAGAGUAAGAGAUGGAUCCUGUGAUGCAGUCAGCACUCCUGUACCACCAACACCUACACCAACAGUACCUGUGCCACCUCCUGUGACAGAAGCAACUUGCAGUAUACAUGGAGAUCCUCAUUAUUUAACAUUUGAUAAGCAGCGCCAUGACUUCAUGGGCACCUGCACCUACACCCUCUCCAAGCUGUGUGAGAACAACAGCUCGCUGCCCUACUUCAACGUGGAAGCGGCCAACGAACACAGAGGAAGCAACACUCGCGUGUCCUAUGUCCAAUCCAUGGACAUUGAUGUUUAUGGCUACAGGAUCAAUCUGGGAAAAAACGGAGUUGUUAAGGUUGAUGGAGUCAGCCAGGUACUCCCUCUGACCUUGGCGAAUAGUGUCAGCAUUUCCUUCAGCGGACAAUAUGUUGUGGUUACCACUGACUUUGGGCUGAAGGUCAAGUUUGAUGGAGAUCACAGAGCAGAAAUCACUCUUCCCAGUACCUAUGUAUCAAAAGUCUGUGGAAUAUGUGGAAAUUAUAACGGGGACAAAAAAGAUGACUUCCUUAACCCAGAUGGAGGGAUGGAAACAGACUCGGCCAGCCUUGGAAACAGCUGGCAAGUUUACAAUGACUCAAGGUGCUUGCCAGAUGAUGGCCAUACCCCAAAUUGCACUGCUGAUGAAAAACAUAUGAUCCAAAGCAGUGAAUACUGUGGUCUGAUCACUGAUCCCAACGGCCCAUUCCAGAAUUGCCACUCAGUAGUUGACCCACAGAGUUAUUCUGAAGACUGCCAGUAUGAUCUCUGUGAGCUUCAUUUGAGCAGUGAAGCCCUCUGUCAAAACCUGCAGGCUUAUGCAGAUAUGUGCCAAGCUGCAGGAGUCCAGCUGACACCGUGGAGAAACGCAACCUUCUGCCCACUCACCUGUCCAGCCAACAGCCACUAUGAGCCCUGUGCUGCAGCCUGCCCUGCAACAUGUGUUAAUCCGGUGGCACCAUACAACUGCAGUUUGCCAUGCGUGGAGGGAUGCGUAUGUGACAGCGGGUACCUGCUCUACAACAAGCAAUGUGUGCCCAGCCAGCAGUGCGGCUGCUGGCACAACGGGCAGCACUACCCGGUGGGCUCCGAGUUCUGGACCGACAACACCUGCUCGUCCAAGUGCACGUGUCCCACGCGAGGAGGCAAAGUGCAGUGCUCCAGUGCGUCGUGCCCUGCAGGCCAGUUCUGUGGAGUGCAGAACGGGAAACCCGAG